This is a messenger RNA of Loa loa (African eye worm), 1262 nucleotides long. RefSeq lists its product as hypothetical. NCBI's taxonomy places the organism in Eukaryota, Metazoa, Nematoda, Chromadorea, Rhabditida, Onchocercidae. Gene Ontology annotation, molecular function: transcription coregulator activity. Gene Ontology annotation, biological process: regulation of transcription by RNA polymerase II. The record is from RefSeq and is a predicted model, not a curated record. Gene Ontology annotation, cellular component: mediator complex; core mediator complex. Bases 131 to 1060 code for a protein of 309 amino acids. The transcript is spliced from 6 exons.
AAUGGCUGUUGCGUCAUGACCUAUCUUGAUUUCACGAGCGCUGAAAAUGUUAAACGAUGUUAGAUUGAUUCAAGGUUUACGGUUAUUCUGAAGAUCGCAGUACCUGUCUAAGGUUACUUGAGGAAGCCCGAUGGCUGAUAGGUGCAGUUUGAAGGAACGUUUGCAAGAAAGUACGGAGGAUCUGGAAGCGACUAUCAAAAUGAUAAUUGCGUUUGUUCUGGACAGAGAUCGAAGCUGUGGAUCGCUUACAUCUCUUUGUGAAUCAUUCCGCAAGAAACAUACUGAAUUAACGAAGCUACUUGCCAAAGUACCUGCUUACCAGCAAAGAGAGCGAGAAAUCCGAAGAUUGGAAGCAGAGGUUGAAGCACGGGAUAGAGUUCUUGGAGAUUUGCAAAAGCAGUUGAUGGCUGCAGAAAAGCUCAUAACUAAGAUGGUUUUUCAGGCCGAUAAAAAAGUGAAGGAAAUGCGCCAAUCAGAGGCAAACAGGGUAAAUAGUGAAACGAUCAUUCGUUUCGCCAAUCAGAUCAGUAGAACAUACGCCGUCGCAGCGCCGCUUGGUUGGCAGCUUGGCGAUGCAUCUCGACCAUAUCCUACCGAGGCAGAAUUGCGUUUAUCAGCAUUGGCAGCGCCACGUGUAAUAGUACAAGCAGCUCCUCCAGCUUUAUCUUUGCUUCGUCAACCUACUGCCAGUACUAGCGGGAUGUUACGUGGUAGCGGACGUGGCGCUUCACCGAUGACAUCGUAUUCGGCAACUAUGCAGCAACAGCAAAGAUCAUGGAGUCCACGUGCUACAUUUGUUCAACAGUCAUCUUCAUCACCUAGAGGUAGAAAUCCAGCCGGCCGUGGUAGCAUCAUAUCGCCACGCAUUAGCACCGCAUCAGGUGCGAGCCUGUUGCAACGACGUCCAUCCAUGACGGGAAGUAGUUCGCAUUUAUCUAGUCCCUCAUCAUCCUAUCAAGGUCCCGUUAGAGGAGGACUUCCACCGCCAGUAACAAAUGUUGAACAGAUGAGCUCUGACUCAAGCAGUAGUUCCAGCAGCGACGAGGGUAGCCCCUCCUAGUUUUCUGUGUCUUGCUUAUGUAAUUUUAAGCUUAAAAUUUGUUAUGUUAUCAAAUAGCAAUUAUUCAAAAGCUGUUUUUGCUUGAUUUUAAUUCAUCUAUAGUUUUUUGCUAUCCUACAAAAACUGCCCAUGUAAUCUGUUCCAAACUUUUAAAUACGAUGCAGAAGAAUAUUAAUCCAUCUGUCCUACUACUCAUUUGCCA